Oreochromis niloticus (Nile tilapia) is the source of this 1009-nucleotide messenger RNA. RefSeq lists its product as uncharacterized. Lineage: Eukaryota; Metazoa; Chordata; Actinopteri; Cichliformes; Cichlidae. The transcript has 3 exons. The coding region runs from base 227 to 1009 and encodes 260 amino acids. The record is from RefSeq and is a predicted model, not a curated record.
CUGCCGUAUCUAUACAAAAUAUCCCACACAUUGACUGACCUGCAAAUAUAAAAGACACACAUUCACACCUUCCUUGACUCUCAGCACAGAUCUUCCAUUGUUCCAUCGUCACUGUGUAUGUGACGGAGUGGCAUUGCUUGCCUACAGCACAGUGCUGUGCAUAAAAGCAGACCGACCCAGGCCGGAGAAUCAUUUCUUGUUCGCAUUUCUGAGAACGCACAUCAGGAUGGCCUCCGUAUCACUGCCACGCAGGAAGAACCUCUCCACGCAACAGGCUUUGGCCUUACUUCGGGAAAUGGACGAAGCAGAUUCUGAUGGAGGAGAGGUUUCAUUUGUCCAGCAGGCCACUGAUACCUCUUCAGAAGAAUCUGAAAAUGAGACGGAACAAGAACCCAACAUGCCUCCACGGAAGAGGCCCCGUGGUACUGGGAAGCCCAGCCAGAACCACACGGCAAAAGACGGCACUGUGUGGGUUGAGGAGGACAUUGGAAUGCCCAGUGCAGAAGCAAAUCGUUCGUGCUUCACUGCGCAAGCUGGACCCACAGAGUCUGCUAAGCGUAAAGUUACAAGUGUGCUCCAAAGCUUCCUUUGCCUGUUAGACGUGGGAAUGCUGCAGACCAUCAGAGAGUGCACGGUACAUCAAGCCCGCAGAACAGAGCCGGACUGGAAUUUGGCAGUUCAUGAACUUAUGGCAUCCAUUUCAAUCCUGUUUGUAAGAGCAAUCAUGUGUCCUGUUGGUGCCAUUGUGGAUUGCUGGUCAGAAAGUUUUCUGGUGCCACUAAUCAAAGAGACAAUGCCCCGAGAGAUUAAUUUCAAUUAUCCCUGCUUGCCGCUCUACACCCAAGAGAUCACUGUUACUACAGACAGUGUUACAUCUAUGUCAGUUUUUGAGAGCAGGGUGUUGCUGCAUCAGAAGGCGAUAUGGCAGGUGAUGGUUGCUCAUGUGGCAGAUGUGGCCAAACCAUUGCAGUCGUCCCUUCUGGAUCAGCUCUUCCUGGCUUCCUGGUGA